AUGGGCGUGAUCUACACGAACACGAAACCUGGGCAGGCAUAUUCGACGAGUCCAGUCAUCAACGACAACGCAAUAAUCGCCAUGACAGUGUACAUCCUCAAGGGCAAGUCCAGUUUCGUGUAUAUGUUCUGUUCAACUCCUAACGCCGGCUUCCUGGUGGAGUGGUAG
Sclerotinia sclerotiorum 1980 UF-70 is the source of this 168-nucleotide messenger RNA. RefSeq lists its product with no specific name. The record is from RefSeq and is a predicted model, not a curated record. Lineage: Eukaryota; Fungi; Ascomycota; Leotiomycetes; Helotiales; Sclerotiniaceae. Bases 1 to 168 code for a protein of 55 amino acids. The transcript has 2 exons.